AUGACCAGCAUUAGGAACCUCAAGGGUAAGUGCCGCCUGUCAGAAAGCCACGGCUCUGCGGAGUACAGGAAGGAGGUAGGAGUAGGACUGGCUCUUAGGAAAAUGGGUGCCAUGGCCAAGCUAGACUGUAUCAUUACAUGUGCCGGCAACAAUAUCGCCAUGAAAACCGAGAGCACUAGGACUUUGAAGAGGACACGGUUUUCUAGUGCCCUGGGAGAGAAGUCUGGUGAAACUACAGCUGAUGGUAGAGAACCCGAGACAGUCUGUACCUUUGGAGAUGGUGCCCUGGUAGUGGGAUGGCACCACAGGAAGACCGUUGGGAAGUUGAAGAUGGAUUGA
Acomys russatus (golden spiny mouse) is the source of this 339-nucleotide messenger RNA. RefSeq names its product fatty acid-binding protein 5-like. Gene Ontology annotation, cellular component: cytosol; nucleus. The transcript has 2 exons. The record is from RefSeq and is a predicted model, not a curated record. Bases 1 to 339 code for a protein of 112 amino acids. Lineage: Eukaryota; Metazoa; Chordata; Mammalia; Rodentia; Muridae. Gene Ontology annotation, biological process: fatty acid transport. Gene Ontology annotation, molecular function: fatty acid binding.